UCUCAUACGCGUGCACAGCAGAGAGGUGGGGGGGAAAGGGGCGAAUUUCCAGCCUAUCUAGCACGCGCUAGAGUUCUGAACUGCACACCACAGUGCACACGGAGCGAUGGCCGAUAAGCGUCCAGACACAAGCGCCACUAAAAGACAACCAAAGAGAAUACGAUCAGAGGAACAGAAAUUGAAAAAGAAGGGGUACGAUCUGGCAAGGGCGAAGAGCCGCGUGAACAUUGGCGCGGCUUUCCAGCGGUGGAGAGACCUCAGAGAAUUGAAAUGCAUGAAAACGGAUGAAGAUGUUUCUCUGUUUCUGCUAGACAGUUUUGAUCAGAAUUCACUGUCACCAGGAACUACACUAAGAGGCCGGAGCCUUUUACCCGCUGCACCUUUAAACAGUGACGUGGUGUCGAACCACAGCAGUGCAGACGAGGUGGUUGUGAAGUUGGAGUGCCUGCUACAGCUGUUCCAGAAGUGCUUAGCGUGCUGCAGUGAGUGCAGCAUCAGUACGGAGCGUGACGGCUGGUUCUUCUACGUCACGCAGAAGUGUCAGCAGUGCCACUACAGCAGGAACUGGGUCAGCCACCCGACCGACCAGAUCAUCAGAGACCCGGCAGACAACCAGGAGGUGGUUGAUGAGACGGUGAUCACGCCUUUCGGGGCCUCGGACACGGAGUCAGCAGAGGAAGAGGGGGAUGAUGUUGUGACGGUCAUAUAUGAUGGCUCAGACGACAGCAUGGAUGGCCAGAGACAAACCAGCGUAGAGGAUAAAGAGGACCCUUCUUCCUCUGGGGAGGGUAUGACAGUCGAGGAGGAGGAGGAGGAGGAAGAGGAAGAAGAAGAAGAAGAUGAUGAGGAAGAGGAGGAGGAAGAUGAGGAGGUGGAGGAUGACUGCGAUGACGAGUGGGUCAUUAAGUCUGAGGAGGCUUGGAGUCCGUCUGGAGGUGAGGGUUCCGCUGCGGGAUCUAAGCCCGAGGCCAGCAAGGAGCCUGAGCUUGAGCCUCCCAUGGUGUGGUGCAGUAAUUGCAAUGCAGAUUUCACACGCAGCUGCUACGGACUGCGCCACAGACGGAUCUACGGCUGCCUUCAGUGUGGCGCCAAAGAUGGUGCCCAGAGGAGCACUGACAACCAAGACUCUAAAACCAGUAACAACCAGGACACCACCACCACCACCAGUAGCAACCAGGACACCAUCACCAGUAACAACCAGGACACCACCACCAGUAGCAACCAGGACACCAUCACCAUCACCAGCAGCAGCAGCAACCAGGACACCAUCACCAGCAGCAACCAGGACACCACCACCACCACCACCACCACCAGCAGCAGCAGCAACCAGGAGCAUGGGGCACUGAACUUCCAGGAGCUGGCUGUGUGCUUCGGUGAUCUAGACAGCUUCCAGAAGCACGCCCGACAGUGUCACGGCAUCAAGCAAUUCCGGGAGCCCUGCCCGGACUGUGGCAAGUUCAUCACCAUGAGAAACAAGGUGAGCGGCGGACCACCACACAUCUGCGAGCACAAGGCCAGACCCAACUCAUGCCUCGUCUGCGGGAAAGGAUUCCGCAGUCAGAAGGGACUUCUGAGCCACAUGACCUGGGUCCACCUUAAAGGGAAACCAAACAUAGUGCGCUGCAACUACUGCCUCAAGCGUUUCACUUUCCGGAAACAGAAAAUCGAGCACGAGAAGAUCCAUCAGAACGAGGAACUGAAGUUCUCCUGCACGCACUGCCCGCUGCGGUUCCCAGACUGCUACAGUCGUAGCGCGCACAGAAAGACACACCGGGUUUUUAACACUUUUGUUUGCAAGGUGUGCAACAGGACUUUCAAACAGGCCUGCAAGCUUGAGCGGCACAUGGCCAUCCACACGGGGGUGAAGCCUUACAGCUGCAAGCUGUGUGACCGCACCUUCAACCAAUCAGGGCACCUCAAGUCCCACAUGCGCGUCCACACGGGGGAGAAACCCUUCAAGUGCCAGGACUGUGGGCAGUGCUUCAACCACAACGUCAGCCUCAAGAACCACAUGCAGCGCAAACAUAAACCCAGAGGUGAAGAGUGGGCGUGGGGUGAGGAGGAGGAGGAUGGAGAGUGA
Clupea harengus (Atlantic herring) is the source of this 2080-nucleotide messenger RNA. RefSeq lists its product as uncharacterized. Gene Ontology annotation, cellular component: nucleus. Gene Ontology annotation, biological process: regulation of gene expression. The record is from RefSeq and is a predicted model, not a curated record. Lineage: Eukaryota; Metazoa; Chordata; Actinopteri; Clupeiformes; Clupeidae.